AAUCGACAUCGAUAGCCGAUGCUUGUUUCUAGUGAUGAGUGAGGUAUAGGUUAAGAUUUUGAUGCGUGGUGUUUUACUUGUUGAGAACGUGUUUUUGUGAAAUAUUUGAAUCUGAAGAAGUUCUGAUCAUGACUUUAACAGAGUUGUUGUCAGGGUUAUCCGAUAAUCCAUAUUUUGGGGCUGGUUUCGGUUUGUUUGGGGUGGGAGCAAGUGCCGCGGUACUAAGGAAGGUGCUUCAGGGAGGUAUGAUUUUAUUUCGGCGUCAUUAUAUGAUAACGUUGGAAGUUCCGUGUCGUGAUAAAAGUUACCAGUGGCUGCUCCAGUGGAUAACAGAAAAAGGCGCUAGACAAACCCAGCAUUUAAGUGUGGAAACUAGUUUCGAACAAAAAGAUACAGGUCAGGUUAGAACCAAGUACGAUUUUAUACCCAGUGUUGGAACACACUUAUUCAGAUACCAAGGAAACUGGAUCAGAGUAGAAAGAACAAGAGAGCAACAAACUCUUGACCUGCAUAUGGGCAUACCUUGGGAAACAGUUACACUCACAGCAUUUGGAAAAAAUAAAGGCAUGUUCUUCAGUAUUCUGGAAGACGCUAGGCAGAUGGCUCUCAGACAGCAUGAAGGGAAAACUAUUAUGUACACUGCUAUGGGAGCUGAGUGGCGGCAGUUUGGGCAUCCACGGAAAAAAAGACCGCUGAGUUCUGUAGUUCUAGAUACUGGAAUAGCAGAAAGAAUACUCAACGAUGUGAAAGAUUUCAUUGGAAAUCCAUCAUGGUAUGGAAGCCGAGGAAUUCCUUACCGUAGAGGAUACCUUCUUUAUGGCCCACCCGGCUGUGGGAAAUCCUCAUUCAUUACAGCACUUGCUGGUGAGUUGGAGCACAGCAUCUGUGUACUUAACCUAAGUGAUAGAGGACUCACUGAUGACAGACUCAACCAUUUAUUGAGCCUUGCUCCUCAGCAGAGUAUAAUAUUACUGGAGGAUGUGGAUGCAGCAUUUGUCAGCCGUGAAGAAUCUUCACAAGUAAAAACAGCAUUUGAAGGCCUAAAUCGUGUAACAUUUAGUGGGCUUCUUAACUGCUUGGAUGGGGUUGCUUCAACAGAAGCUCGCAUUCUUUUCAUGACGACAAAUUAUCUGGAAAGGUUAGAUCCUGCACUAAUUCGACCUGGGCGUGUGGACCUUAAGGAAUACAUUGGAUACUGCAGUUAUCAGCAGGUUGAACAAAUGUUUAGGAGAUUCUAUUCUGAUCAGGCUGUUGGUGAAAGAGCUGCACAGUUUGCAGAUGCAGUGAUGAAGACCAAGAAACCAGUGAGCCCUGCACAGAUACAGGGAUAUUUCAUGUUUUAUAAACAGAGUCCCGAAGCUGCUAUGAAAAAUGUUGAACAGAUCUGGACCUUAGGCUAGCAGUGUCCAUGUAGAAUGAAUUCUGUAAUAUAGUAUCCCAUUUUGUUAAGUCAACUGUAUUGUAAAUAAUAUAAAGUUUUAUUUUUCACUGA
Messenger RNA from Schistocerca piceifrons (Central American locust), 1492 nucleotides. It is a transcript of the gene Bcs1, whose product is annotated as mitochondrial chaperone BCS1. The record is from RefSeq and is a predicted model, not a curated record. Gene Ontology annotation, cellular component: mitochondrial inner membrane. Gene Ontology annotation, molecular function: ATP binding; ATP hydrolysis activity. The transcript has 6 exons. Gene Ontology annotation, biological process: mitochondrial respiratory chain complex III assembly; protein insertion into mitochondrial inner membrane from matrix. Bases 129 to 1400 code for a protein of 423 amino acids. NCBI's taxonomy places the organism in Eukaryota, Metazoa, Arthropoda, Insecta, Orthoptera, Acrididae.